UUUCUCUAGCAUCCACCUCCCCCUCGCAUUCACGCACCUCCGAGCGCACAACCUCCAAUAAUUGUGGCACUCACCGCUCGCUGCUUGGAUGCCCGGAGCAACCCCCAGAGAGAGCGUAGCUUGCUUCAUGCUUUUAGCUCAGGCCUUCGAGAUUCAGAAGAACGGACCACUUCAGAGAAUAUUCCAUUUGUCGCCAGUAAGCCCUUGAACUAGCGUCCACCCCACUGGUCUGCUCGCCUCUAGUCGCUGUCCAAUGCGCAAGACCUGUCGAAACGGGGUCGCCAUCGAUUAGGUUUUCAGCGCGCUGAACGAGCUAGUGCAUCAAACUACAAAUUACCCUAGCAGUUCAAGUUACUUCUUUUCCUGCUGUGAUUUAUAGUCAUAGCGCGUUUAAGAAAGGAGCAGCUUGCUCGAAGCUUGGUUCGCUUGCGAGCGACCCGUCGCAAACUUUGAAGCGCGUAGGUGGUAACUCUGUAGGAAAACAAUUAGAGGCAGCGCAUUCGUUUCUGAGCUUCCGAAACAAACGACCGUCGGCGCAAUGUGGACUUCCGCGCGUGUCUCCGCGCGUCUCAACGUGCUCCGCCUGUCAUUCGUGCUCGUUGCCGCGACCUGCUUCCUCGCCGCGCCAGCGCGCGCACAGGCGUUCAGGGCGAGCUCGAACCCGGCGCUGGCGGAGCUGAAGCUGGAGCAUCUGAACCGCUUCUUCCGGGGCCUCACGGUGGCUUAUAACGAGUCGGAGGAGUGGUGGGAACCCGACAUGUCCAUCGACUGGCGCUGGGACGACCGGCUCAAGCCCGUGCUUGGGCUGCGCACGGAGGGAGCAUGCAAGUCCUCAUGGGCGAUAACGGCCGUGACGGCCGUGGAGAUGGUGUACGCGAUUGUAGCGUCCGCGUUUCCCUCUCUGCCGCCCGCCGCGCGCGUGUCGCUGCAGCAGGUGCUGGACUGCGAGCCCAGCAACAGCAGCUGCGGGGGCGGCGGCUGGCCCACGUCAGCGCUGGACUACAUGGUGGACGCUACGCUGGCGAACGGGGGAGUGGCGACGGACGCUGCCUAUCCGUACAUUCAGAAGCAAGGGGCCUGCAAUGCGACCAGGGCGAAGAAGCUGCUGAAAGAAACGACGCCCAAGGCCAUAGGCGUCAUCGGAUACGACCAGGUGGACUUCUACGGCUGGUUGGGGCUGGCGCUCGCCGUGCAGACCCAGCCAACCAUUGCCUUCGUGAGGGGCAGUCACGCCACGUUCCUCAGCUACCGCAAGGGCACUUACAACGACCGCAACUGUGCACAGGGGGUGGUGGACCACAGCGUGGUGGUGGUGGGGUACGAGAUGGACAACUACGACACGCUGCCCUACUGGAUCGUGCGCAACUCGUGGGGCGACAAGUGGGGGGAGAAGGGCUACAUGCGUAUGGCGAUGGUGGGGGGUAUUGGCAUCUGUGGCAUCCACACUGUGCCGGCGAUCUACCCCGUCAUCAAGACCCCCUCCCCCUGCAACGACCAGAUCAAUCCAUGCGGGUGGGGCGACUGUGAGGCCAACCCUGACGGCCCCUCUCCGCCCUACGUAUGCUCCUGUGCCGAUGGCUUCGUGCCGGUCAUAAACGACGAUGGCACGCCCACCUGCGCCAUUGAUGACGUGUGCUCGCAGUUCGAGGGAGGCAACCCCUGCGGCGUGGGGUCGUGCUUGAGCGACGAGGCAGGGGGUUACCUCUGCCUGUGCCCUCCGGGCUUCAAGCGCGGGCUGCGGGCCAAAGGCUCUGAGAUAUGCGUGCCGACCGCCGACCGCCCGUCCAACAUCUCGUACCCCAUGGACGUGGACUGCGAGCUCGUGUACCAGAUCUACGGGCUCAGUGAGGAGAAGUUCCUUGCGCAGAAUCCCGACCUGGAGAACAACGAGGGGUGGUGCGACAUGGUGCCGGCCAACACAGUCGUCAACGUCACUCUGCCGCCCUCUGCCAUCAUCUGCGGCCUCUUCUACUCCUGGUCCGCUAACGACACAUGUGCAGCAGUAGCGGAUGGCUUUGACCUCACAGUGGCCGAGCUGCAAAGGCUCAACCCGGGCGUGCGGUGCUCCGGGAAGAUCAGGCUCCCCACACCUAACCAGCAGGUGUGCGUGCAAGAGGGCAACGGUGCGGACAUGCCUGUGUGUACGCUGUUCUACACAGUGGCACCGGGGGACGACUGCGACAAGGUCAUGGCGCGCUUCAAGCUCUCCGCGAUCUCCUUCUACACGCUCAACCCGGGCCUCAGCUGCGCGUCGCUCUUCCCCUACCUGAGUGGGCCGGACGAUUCUACGGCCGACCAAGAGGGAGGACCCUCCCUUAGUGGCACUCAGGUGUGCGUCUCUGGCUACACAGUGAACGCCACUGGCCCGGCUCCUGCGCGCUCCCUCAGGAGUCUGAACCCCCAGGUGGCCAUGCAGGGCAGGCCUGAGAGCCCCAAUGGAGCAUGGCUGCGCGGGGACAGGUGGGGCAGCAAUGAUGAUGCUGAUCCUGACCCUGUGAUGCCUGUGGCUGUGAACCGGCGCUGGCAGAGCUGGCAGCAGCAGCAGCAGCCACAGCAGCAGCAGCAGUCGUGGCAGCAGUGGAUGCACGAGUUCUUGACUCAGAUAGCAGCCUCGGGGCCAGGCAGGAGCAACCACCAUGGCAGCCAACAGAUGGCGUCUAUGAUCCUCCACAAGAGGCUCCUCCAUAAGAGGCUUCUAGUAGCGAAGCAGCGCACCAAGCCUAAGUGCAAGGCGUAUUACUAUGUGCAACGGGGGGACUUCUGUGCGCGGAUUAUUGCGCUCAAGUUCCAGAAUAGUGCACGGAAGAUGUCGGAUUUGAACAGUGGCUAUGUGUGCAACAAUGAUAGGCUUUAUGUGGGAAUGGGGCUGUGCACACAGAGGUAAGGGUACUAGAAGAUUGGUGAUGUUAACAUCCUGGUUUUAUGGAAUUGCAGUGCAGUGCAGUAUGUAAAUGUGUAAUUAUGUUGUGUUGCAUGACUCCCCAGCAAAUUGAGCUGAAUAAAUGACUCGGCGAAAG
Molecule: messenger RNA, 3017 nt
Organism: Closterium sp. NIES-67
Lineage: Eukaryota; Viridiplantae; Streptophyta; Zygnematophyceae; Desmidiales; Closteriaceae
Source: the annotation of a GenBank genome assembly